AGGGGAAGGGGAGGGGCUGCCACAGCUGUGCUCAGGGCAGGGGCUGUGUGUGGCGGAGGCUGCCAGGACUAUGCCCUGGACACGCGGUGGAGGCGGCCAUGGCGACGCUCGUUCCCUCACGUCAGACUAGCACCCUUACCACCGCUCCCCCCUUUAUCGGGGCGGCGCCAGCUCGUGUGCACAGAGAGGAGCUGCCGGGCACGAAACCCGCCACACGUCACCGCGGAACCGGAACCCAACAGGGCCCCGCCGCGCGCGCAACCACGGCCGCCGGCAGAGCACACGCCACCCGCGAGCGCGCGGUCUCGCGCUCUUUUGAUCUCUCGCCCCGGUUCGCCGGGCCGCCCUGCUGGGAAUCCCCGGAGUAGACCCGCAGCUCUCGCGAGAUGUAGACGAGCGCAGCGGGCGCGAGGCUGCGAUGGGGCUGCAGGGGGUCAAGGCCGUGUUCUUCGACUUGGACAACACGCUCGUCGACACGGCCGCCGCGGGCCGGCGGGCCAUACGGGAGGUAAUAAAUGUCUUGCAAUCAAAACAUCAGUGUGAUGAAGGAGAAGCUCACAUGAUUUGUGAUAAAGUCCAAGAAAAACUCCUCAAAGAGUGUCAUGAUCCAGCUAAGGUGUGCAUUACUGAUUUAAGGAUCUCACAUUGGGAAGAAGCAAUACAAGAAACAAAGGGUGGCGAGGCUAAUCGAAAUCUGGCAGCAGAAUGUUAUUUCCUGUGGAAAACUACACGCCUCCAGCAUCUAACCCUAACGGAGGAUACAAGAAGCAUGCUUACUGAACUUCGAAAAAUGGUCCGCUUGCUUUUAUUAACUAAUGGAGACAAACAGACUCAGAGGGAGAAGAUUGAAGCGUGUGCCUGUCAACCAUACUUUGAUGCCAUUGUUGUGGGAGGAGAACAGAAAGAAGAGAAACCAGCACCAUCUAUAUUUCUUUAUUGUUGUGAUCUACUAGGAGUACAGCCUUGGGACUGUGUGAUGGUUGGUGACUCACUAGACACAGAUAUUCAAGGAGGCCUGAAUGCAGGUUUGAAAGCAACUGUCUGGAUAAAUAAAACAAUGCCAAUGCCAAUAAACACUUCCCCAGUACCUCAUUAUAUAAUUUCUUCUGUUCUUGAUCUUCCAGCACUCUUACAGAAUAUGGACCACAAAAUGAAUGCUAACUUAGAAACCAGUAAGAUGGUUAGUAUUAAUGACGUACAUGACAGUGCCAGUGUAGAAUCUAAGAAAUUCUAAGUCCUUAGCCUGCUAAAGUUUUUGUUGAAAGUUUGGCCCUAAAAUCUUACACAUGUAAACGUGUUACUCAAACAGUGGAUGUGUAAGUAAGAGUAUAUUUGAGUGGAGUUCAAUAAAAGAAAAGCAUUAAAUUGAAUCUUGUUAUUGAUUGAAAUUUUUGGAAAAGAAAUGAAGCAUAAGUGCAAUUAUCUUAAAUUUAUGCUCUACUUCUGGAAACUGAGAGACUUUUUAGUAUAGGUCAGAGACAACCAUGCUUAUCAGUCUUUUGCUUUUACAUGAAAAAGGGAAAACUCCCUGUUUUUGAUUUUCAUUUUGGUUUGCUAGUUUACAUAUUUAGCAGGAAUUUCAGUCAAAAAAGAUUGUUUGUGGUGUAUAAAACAGUAGAAGGUGGAAGAGAGAAUAUGGUAGAAUUCUAGGUUCUUCACAGUCUAAUCUAUAGAUUUCUCAAUAAGGCUUAAAAUGAAUUUCCCCAUUUGAAAAAGUGAUUGGAUCUAGUACAUAAAGCAGCCCUUUCUAAUUUUGGAAGCUAGUGACUUUUCACAAAUUUUGCAGAGACUGUUCUUAGAUAAGACCCAAAUCCCUGUCAGAAAAAUACAUAUAUGUACACUUCCAAGGUAGCAUAUGUAUAGGGGACCAUUCAUCAGCAGGGCUUCAUGGAUAGAUACAUGUAUCUGCACUAAAACAGUAUUUGUAAUGCAGAUUAUGAUUUAUGUUGCACUGUAUUGUGAGUUAACUGACUUUUUUGGACAUUUGCAAUGGUCUUUGCUCAGUUUUGUCUAAUAUUCUUAAAGCUUAUGCAAUUGUUCUGUUUGGUUUUAUUAGUGAAUUUUGAUCAAACUUUGGUCUUGUAGUUGGCUCAGGAAGGUGCAGGGGUCUACCCACUUGGAGCCAGUUACAGGAUUGGAGCCUUUCUGACUACUAAUUCCAUUGCUGUAGAACCUUUCCAAAUUCUAGCUUCUACAUGUACUUCAUCUGUACUCACUUUGAAAAAUUGUGUACUAGUAAAAAAAAAAAAAAAGAAAAGUGGUUUGCAUGACUUUUCCAGGAACUUGAAUUCAGUUAUAGGAUGUAAUACUGGAUAAACAGCUUCACACUGUAUACUAUUGACACUGGAUUUAGAAGAUUACCCUGUUUAUGCCAUAUUAUAACACUACUCUUCCUCCACAAAAUGUAUUUAAUUUUGCUGUACUUAAUUUUCUUUUGUAACAGUUAAUUUCCCUCCUUACAAAACUUUUUUUCAAGAAUGUAACUUCACACUUCAAAAAUAUGAACAUUUGGGAGUAUCACAUUUUAAUUUUCAUAUUUUUAGAAAUUGGGAUUAAUACUUAUUGGAAGCAUUGCACAUUAACACCCAUGCCUGUGUUUACACUAGGUCAAAUAUCUGUCAUUAUGUGAUGGAUCACAAAUUUCAUGUUUUAAAAAAUGAUCAUCACAAUUGAUAGGUUAUACUUUGGAUAUGUUUGUGAGUUAGGAUAAAAACCAUUUCAGACUUGGAGAGUUAUAGAAUACCAUAAAGCAAGGAAACCUACCAGAAGGUGUAGAAGGACAUGGCUACAUGAGAAAACUGCAUCAGUUGAACCUAAGGUUUAAAUUUAAACGUAUUUUAAACUUGUGCAGUGCCCUACAUGGACUUAUUUUGGUUUAAACGGAGGCUUUUUUGGUUUAACUUAAAUUGAUUGGCAACAGAGGUAAGCUAAAUCAAAAUGUCAUCCCUAAACUGAAACAGUGUCUGAAGGAGUUUGCACUUGAAAUCUAUUUUUUUAAAAGAAAAAAAAAGUUAAACCAGUUCAACUUCUUCAUUUAGACAGUGCUAAGGAAGGACCUCAAGGAGCAAACUGCCAGAGCCACACAGAACAAUCAGUUAAAGAAAAGCCUGCACCACUUAAGUCUUUAACAUAGUUAUGAGCAAAAGUUACGAAGGAAGGUGAGGCCUAAGAUGAGGUUAGAUGGUGUCACCAAGUAUUCAAAGUUUAGGCUGUUGGCUUGGUUCUGUAAAUGAAGACUGUUUAAUAAUAAUAAAAAAAAACUGUUUACCACAGCCUCCCAAGAUUUGUUACACUAAAAAUCUAUUGUUUGUAUAGCACCCGGCAGAAGGGAAGCCCAGUCUGAUAAGGGCCUCUGAGUGCUAGUGUAAUAAAGAAUCCAUAAUUAUGGGAUGAGGCUCUGGACUGCAGAUGUCCAUGGAGCCAUAAGGCCAGAUCCUCAACUGCUGUAAAUUUGUUUUAGCUCCAUUGACUUCAACUGAACUAUAACUAUUUUUUACAAGUUGAGGAUCUGUCUAAUACUUUUUCUUGCCAAUAAUGCAUCAUUCUGCCUUGGGCUGCUGCACCUGCUGGCGUAUUUAUACUCUCACUCUGCUUUAGAGAGGAACAUUGUUCUUUCUGCUUUGCACAUGAUCAGUGUCAAAUUAUCAAAAGAAGAAGAAAGCACAGUAACUGCAUACUCAGCUACAGAGGGUCCACACAAAUACUUUUCCUUCAUUGCUGAGUACUGUACCAGGAUACAUGUAGCUACCAGUCUGCAUUUUAGCUAUUAUUAAUUAUUACUAUGCUGCUAUAAAACAAGAAAAAUGUAGAACGUUAUUUUUUCCUAUCUAAGGUCCUUUCAGAGUAUCAGUCAUCAUAUCUAGCUUAUCUGCAUGUCAAACUGACAGGCUGGUUUUCUUGAGAUUGAUCUCUUCCAAAAUGCCUAGUGAAAUUGAAAGAAAAAAAAAACAGCUGGAUCAUUUUUAUGAGAAAAGCAACAAAACAAGACAGUGUAACAGUCCAGUAUUCAGUUGCGUUCUGGUUUUGCCAAGUCUUUAUUAAUAUAACCAGGCAACUAAAAAACAAAAUAAAAAGGUUCCUUUGUUUAAAAUAUACUGUCAAAAUAUACUGAAAUUCCACCUGCACUUUUACUAAAAAUGUUUACUUUGGGAGAUAGUUUGAACUGUGAAAUUUUGAUUUUUGUGAAAUGCUGAUCUGGAACAUUUGGUUAACAUUGAUAAAUGACAUGCUUUGGGUUUCGAAUUGUUAAUUUAAAAUAAAUGAUGUACUUGUCAAAUAAAAUCUCCUGUUUUUAAAGCA
Messenger RNA from Dermochelys coriacea (leatherback sea turtle), 4299 nucleotides. RefSeq names its product N-acetylneuraminic acid phosphatase (gene NANP). The record is from RefSeq and is a predicted model, not a curated record. Gene Ontology annotation, molecular function: hydrolase activity. NCBI's taxonomy places the organism in Eukaryota, Metazoa, Chordata, Testudines, Dermochelyidae. The coding region runs from base 419 to 1234 and encodes 271 amino acids. The transcript is spliced from 2 exons.